Molecule: messenger RNA, 3502 nt
Organism: Neocloeon triangulifer
Lineage: Eukaryota; Metazoa; Arthropoda; Insecta; Ephemeroptera; Baetidae
Gene: Kua
Product: plasmanylethanolamine desaturase 1
Exons: 4
Coding region: 107-985 (292 amino acids)
Molecular function (GO): oxidoreductase activity
Source: RefSeq, a predicted model, not a curated record
CGAGUUGCCGCCUCCGAGCCUCGCCCACGGCAGAGAGGACAGACGGCUGGCGAACGCGGUGUCCCUUUUUUGAUUCCCCCACAACCCUUUGACCCUGGCGACGACGAUGGCCGCGUGCUUCCUGGCGCCGGUCAGGACCGAGCAGCAGAUCCUGGAGAACUCGAUGCUCGAGGACGACCCCAACUCGAACUCGGCCCUGGUCGCGCCUCCGGCCGACGACCCCGCCGGCGCCAAGCCCCGCUGGGGUCCGCAGCACAAGGGCGCCCAGGAACUCGCCAACCUUUACAGCACCGGGAAGCGAACGCAGGAAUGCAUCUGCGUCGGAAUCUGCAUCAUGCUGAUGGCUGUGAAUCUCUUUUUCCUGCUGAUGCACCUCCGGCUCGAGAAGCUGAGCACCAUUGUGGUGGCAGCGAUGUGUGGAAUCAUCACUGCCGACUUCGCGUCGGGCGCCGUCCACUGGGGCGCCGACACCUGGGGCUCCGUUGACCUCCCCAUCGUUGGCAAGAAUUUCAUCCGGCCUUUCCGAGAACACCACAUUGACCCGACCUCGAUCACUCGGCAUGAUUUCAUCGAAACCAAUGGCGACAACUUCAUGCUCUCCAUCCCAUUUCUGGGCUACAUGGUGUGGCACUUCAUCUCCAGUUCCGAGGCAGAAGUGCAGAGGAGUUUCUGGUGGAGUUGUUACCUUUUCCUGCUGGCAAUUUUUGUCGCUAUGACCAAUCAGAUUCACAAGUGGUCCCACACAUACUUCGGUCUGCCUGGCUGGGUCGUGUGGCUGCAGGAGCACCACGUUAUCCUGCCGAGACGCCACCACCGCAUCCACCACGUGGCCCCACACGAGACCUACUUCUGCAUCACCACCGGCUGGCUCAACUGGCCCCUCGAGAAGAUCAGUUUCUGGCCCGGGCUGGAGGCCAUAAUCGAGUGCUGCACCGGCUGCAAACCGCGCGCCGACGACCUCAAGUGGGCCCAGCGACGCUCCUAGAAACUUUUGCCUCUCCUCAGCCAACCUUUUCGGUGCCUUUCGCCACUUUCCUUUCAGCUUUAUGGUCACCGAAGCGCGUAAACCUUCCCAUAAACCACAAACAAUAACAGCAAAAUUAAUCAGACACGCAUUGUCACGUAACUAUUGCUGCUGUUCCUAUUUUUCGUUUGCCUAGCAAACAUAACAGAGAGUUCCGUAGAUUCUAAACAUGAUUCCUUGCAAGGCCGUAGGCAUUUUUUUUUUUUUUUUAAUUUUGCAUUUUUAAUUAUACAUUUUUGUGUGACUAUUUUUGGUCUCGUAUAAUUACAAUUAGGGAAAAGUCAAUUGGUGGAAAUCAAAAGUUACCGAAAACAACGUCAAAAGACAUCAAGGGCGAUCCAAAAGUCUAACCUAGCCUAAGAAAUUUUAAAAAUCAAAUUUUAAAGACAUUGCUGCCGGCCAACAAUAGAUCAUUUAAACAUUUGGAUCGCUCCAAAAAUUUUCCAAGCUAGUGAAGAGAGUUCCUUUUUUUUAGUCAGCUUUUGCGCAAUUUCUUACAAUGAAUAGAAUUCUUUUCGUCAUCUUUCCACUUUAUAUUAUAUAAGUUAUUUUGUUUUUUCUUGAAUAACGUGGUCCUAAUGUAAGGCCUCUUGUCAGAAAGGAAUCAAUAUUUUUUUACAUAAUACAAAUUUUUGUUAAAUUUUCAGCGAUUUGUGACGGAGUGCCAGAUUUUACAAUGAGAGGAAGUUACAACUGAAAGUUUUAAUUUCUGGCGAUACAAUCAAUUUUGAAACAUUUGACGCUGGGAAUUUGUUUGAUAAAAUAUCACCCUCCAUCCUCUGCGUUUCUCUUUUGGCUUUGCAAUUUUCCAAGAAGCUUUUAAACUUGAGCGGACGCCAAAAGGAGAUUCAAAAUUGCCGAAAAGCUGUACAGUGCUUUGAUAAUAAGCGUUCGGGGACCAAAAUAUUGACCGAAUUCAAACCGCUUUCAAAAGAUUGUCUCUACUAUCAAUAAAAAAAACUGAAGGUGCAAUACAGGUGACGCACAAUCCUAUCGCAGUUUGCAUAUUUUUGCUGAUAUGCCUUGAAAAUCAUGAGGAAUUUUGAUAGAAUAUACUAGAUGAACGCUUUGGUACGCCUUUCUUAUACGUGAUUGUGAAAAUUUCUACUAACGCGGUAGUUUCUAGGAAUGCAUGUGAUAAAGUGCACAACCUGCCGCCGCAAAACGAACUAAUUAACAGUGUAUAGAUUUAUAAAUCUUUGAUUCAAAUUGAUGUACACGCUGCUUUUCUCGUGCGUCAUGCGUAAUUGAAAUUUUAUCUCGCUUGCUGUGUUUUGUCGACAAUCAAAAGAGUUUCGAUGAGGGUAAUUAAUCUAUUGUGAAAUAACGUGGCUUUCGCUAAUUAACAAUUGAUUUUUGUUUCUCGAUGCGUAAAUGAGUAGUGCCAUUUGUGACAAAUGAAAAACUCAUCUUUGCCAAAGAAUUAUUGCUAAUUUAGUUUUUUAAUUCCGCCUCGAACAAAUUGUUGAAAAGUCUUUGAAUUAGUUGGAGAUAUAUCAGAUUUUUAGCCACUUAUAUAUUGUUAUACUAAGUCACAAAAGUAAAACCACCUGAGCAUAUAGACUAGUGUUGAAUUCUUCAAAGUUGUGAAACGCGUUGUUGGCCGAGCCAAAGUUUACCAUUAAUAUGGUGCUGUUUUAUGUUUUAAUUCUUGUUUUUAUUCAAUAAUAUAUAAUAUUAACUCAAGUUUGUUGAUUUUUAAGUUAAAUUUUAAUGUGCAAUUAACAUGUAUUUUUAGAGUGAUGAAAAGUUCAUUUAUAAAUGAGUUUCCAUAUUUACGAUGUUGUCAAGUUUCUUGUUAUCCGAAUUUUCAAUUAAUAUAUUUAUGCUGGUAUUCGCACAAUUUUUUCCCAGUAUUCUUUACACGGCGAUACAAACAAGCCACAAUCAUGCAACUGCUCAAAAUUAUUUUAACUUAAACGUAGUGUGUGUGUACCUAAUGAAAAGUCCGCAGAAAUAAAACAAUUUUUACCUUACACUAAACAGGGAACCGCGCGUAGUGUUAUCACUGAGCUGGAAAUUUUCUGUAAAAAUAUAAUUAACCGUCUUGAAGAGUGAAAACCGUAUGGUGCCUGAAAACUUAUACUUGAACGCAAAUUACAAAAGAGUAAAGAAAUAAUUCUAGUUCUUUAAAGAAAAAAAGAAAAGUGCGAUUCAAGCGUCUGUAGAAAUUGAUUGUGAAAAAUCAGAGAAGUUAUUAAAAUGUUUAAAAAAUCAUUCAAAUUUUAAACAAAUUGAUUUGCCCUUUCUUUAUUCUCAAGCAUCACUUCUUUAUUUCGUGCCGCUAUAAAUCGCUGUGUGUGCUGAGAAAGCAAAUACGCAGACCGAAAUUUGAAAUAGUGUGUAAGAGAGAGCAAAACUGUCCACAAAUAAUGCGCUGAAGAAAAAAAAGAAACUUCUAAAACAAAUCACUUAAUGUGAUAGAUCAUGUUAUAAAUUAAUAAGAGGGAAUAAAUUUAUAUACAGUGCAAACUGAAA